AUGCACUUCAUAGAGAUACGGGUGGCAGAAAUACGCACGACGCGGUGCAGUAACAGGUCUGUGCGCUACACUGGAGGCAUCAGCGAGGACUUCACCCCAGCCAGAGAGGGUCGAAAAACCUCCCCUGCUUUCUCUCUUUCUAUCGUUACCUUUGUACGUCUAUUCUCUCUUUCUCUCCACCCCCCACUCUCAGAAGCUACCUUUAUAUGUUUCUUCUUUCUUUCUCUUUUCUAUCAGUUCCUUUCUUUUUCAUUUUCUAUUAUUACCUUUGUAUGUCUCUCCUUUCUCUCGCUCUUUUUUCUCUAUUACUUUCUGUCAUAUUUGAACGUCUCUCUCUCUCUGUCAAAUUCUCCUCUUUUCUGUUUCCCACUCUGUCCCUUUAUAUAUCUGUUCUCUCACCCUUUCAUUCCCACUAGCUUCUCCUUUCUCCCUCUCAUUCACUCUGUUUCCUCUCUGGCUCGUUCUGUCUCCCCCUUACUCUCCCACUGUCUCCUCCUUACUCUCCCACUGUCUCCUCCUUACUCUCCCACUGUCUCCUCCUUACUCUCCUUCUGUCUCCUCCUUAUUCUCAGAUAUAUUGCCAUCCACCCACUUAUUUUGGGGGUGGGGGAGAAUUACCUUUUCUCUCUCCAUUUACUUUUCAACUUUCUUUUUAUCUUCGACAUUUUAGUAAUUGAGAAUCGAAAGAAUGAUUCCUUCUGCAAUUUUUUGUUCUUUCACUGA
Acanthosepion pharaonis is the source of this 723-nucleotide messenger RNA. The record is from the annotation of a GenBank genome assembly. NCBI's taxonomy places the organism in Eukaryota, Metazoa, Mollusca, Cephalopoda, Sepiida, Sepiidae.